AUGUCGCUCACAGCUUUGCUAGUCCCGGCACUGCGUUUGUCUGCCGCGCUGGCGGUGGCGCCAGUAGGCUUGACGCUGGAGACAGCCGCUCUUUCGGCGUCUCACCUUUCCCGUCGUACCGCAUCCCGAUUUUUGCACGUAUUUCCCGCUCCUCUGUCGUCUUCCCUUGCUCAGAAGGCUGCACAGUGUGGAGCUACACACAUGCGGUCGUCCUACACUUGCCUGCGGCACGCCCGGCCUUUUGCCUCCUCUGGCACAGCUGCCUUCGCCCUGCCUCCUCUUCCUUAUUCUGAAGAUGCAUUAGCGCCCCACAUUAGCGCAGAGACUCUCCGGUUUCACCAUGGAAAGCACCACGCUGCUUACGUCAGCAAGCUGAAUGGUUUCGUGGAGGGGACGCCUUUUGCCAAUCAAACCCUCGAAGAUAUCGUCAGGGGUUCUUCGGGAGCAUUGUUCAACAACGCGGCACAAGCGUGGAAUCACGAGUUCUACUUCAAGUCCAUGAAGCCCGUGUCUGCUGGCGGAGGGGGUGAACCUGAGGGGCGACUUAUGGAGGAGAUUGUAGCAGCCUUUUCCAGCUUUGCCCAGUUCAAGGACGAGUUCUCGAAGCUCGCAACGGGUCACUUCGGCUCGGGAUGGGCGUGGCUUGUGUGGGACAAAGAGAAGAAAAGGCUAACCCUGGAACAGACGCACGACGCGGAUACUCCCAUAACAGACAAGAACAAGGUUCCCCUUCUUUGCUGUGACGUGUGGGAACAUGCAUAUUACAUCGACAGGAGGAACGACCGACCGGCAUACGUUGAUGGAUGGUGGAAGGUCGUCAACUGGAGCUUUGCAAGUGAAAACCUGGUGAAGGCCCAACAGACCAACUAA
Besnoitia besnoiti is the source of this 870-nucleotide messenger RNA. Its product is annotated as superoxide dismutase SOD2. Bases 1 to 870 code for a protein of 289 amino acids. NCBI's taxonomy places the organism in Eukaryota, Apicomplexa, Conoidasida, Eucoccidiorida, Sarcocystidae. Gene Ontology annotation, molecular function: metal ion binding; superoxide dismutase activity. Gene Ontology annotation, biological process: superoxide metabolic process. The record is from RefSeq and is a predicted model, not a curated record. The transcript has 4 exons.